Neoarius graeffei (lesser salmon catfish) is the source of this 1975-nucleotide messenger RNA. RefSeq names its product monocyte to macrophage differentiation-associated (gene mmd). The record is from RefSeq and is a predicted model, not a curated record. Gene Ontology annotation, cellular component: membrane. The coding region runs from base 279 to 1007 and encodes 242 amino acids. Gene Ontology annotation, molecular function: pore-forming activity. The transcript is spliced from 7 exons. NCBI's taxonomy places the organism in Eukaryota, Metazoa, Chordata, Actinopteri, Siluriformes, Ariidae.
GAGAGACAGACAGGGAGGGUAGUGCGGUGCCUGUUGUCGGCACCAGGUUUAUAUGAAUGAGCAUGGCGUAACUGCACAUCAGCCUGGGCUGCUUUUUUUUUUUUUAAAUAUACUUUAGUAAUGCCAGUGAGGACGCGGUUAAAGACCUCCCUGGUGUGUUUUUGGAGAGAUUGAGAGCCUGGGCUUGUGGUUCAGCUCGGAUCUGUAUUUUGAACAGUUGGUUCCUUUCCAUUCUCCUGCCUGGAGUUUCCUGUUUACACCUCAAUCAGCUGCUGGAGAUGAAGAGAGUCAACAGCUUCCAGAGAUUCAUGAACAGCAGAGCUGCUGCUAACUGCCGCUACCAGCCCACAAGCUACGAGCAUGCAGCAAACUGCUACACACACGCGCUAGUGAUCGUUCCUGCAUUUGUGGGCGUGGCUCUGUUGCACCGUCUCUCAGAUGAUCGGUGGGAGAGGAUCACGGCGUGGGUGUACGGCCUCGGCCUCUGUGCUCUUUUCCUCAUCUCCACCAUCUUCCACAUCAUCACCUGGAAGAAAAGCCACAUGAGGAUGAUGGAGCACUGCUUCCACAUGUGUGACCGAGUCGUCAUCUACUUCUUCAUCGCCGCCUCGUACACACCGUGGUUAAACCUGAGGGAGCUGGGUCCUCUGGCGUCUCACAUGCGCUGGUUCGUGUGGCUCAUGGCGGCCACGGGAACCAUCUACGUCUUCAACUACCAUGAGAAGUAUAAACUGGUGGAGCUGGCCUUCUAUCUGACCAUGGGGUUCUCUCCUGCACUGGUGGUGACCUCGAUGACCAACACGGACGGUGUGUACGAGCUGGCAUUCGGUGGGUUGAUCUACUGCCUGGGCGUGGUCUUCUUUAAAUCAGACGGCGUCAUCCCAUUCGCUCACGCCAUCUGGCACGUGUUCGUCACACUCGCCGCUGCCGUGCACUACUACGCCAUCUGGAAAUACCUCUACCGCAGCUCAUCUGGAGACGAGGUCAGGCCUGUGGCUGACCUCUGACCUGUCUCUCUCUCUCUCACACACACAUACUUAUAUAUGAACGAGAGUAUGUAAUCUAAACCAUUUUCACCAAGAGGUGCUCAUCAGCAACUCAAGUUUACCAAUAUGACCUCUGAUUGUUUACUAGCCGCCUGGAGAACUGUGUGUGUGUUUUCAGAUGAUUGAUUCAGUCAGAAAUUUUUUUAAAAGUACAGAAUUUCUCACAUGUAGUUGAUCAGAUCGGCUGAGACGUGUUUGGCGUCUUCAGUUUUGGACAUUUGAAGCUGCGAGGCUCUUAUCAUGAAAAACAAACAACAGAAGCUUCUAGACUCCAGUUUCAUCACACUGAGCGCGAGUGUGAGAUGAUUUUAGGUGUGUGGUUUAAACCAUAACUCUAAACCGGUGGCUUCUGUUACGUGUUUGCUUCACAAGUGUUCGACUCCAGUGGUGCAUCGUGUCGAUCUCAUUCACUUUUGGUUGAUCCGGUCCAUUAAAUACAGAUAUCUCUUCUUCUGUCUUUGGUUUUAAACAGAUAUUCAGAGCAGUUCUGCUCACACACACACAUUCCACCUUUCACAUGUUCAGUGUUGCCUUUUGCAUCGAGAUUCCUGAACUCCAGAGGUCGUGUCUUACUGGUUUUAUAUCUCGUUGUACUGUAAUGUGCAGGUCAUCAGUGUAUUGAUUGUUUCUCCUGCUCUAACGCUGAUAGUUGUUGCAAGAUACCCAGGAUUCUCAUCAACAUAAUGAAAGUUGACAGAGUGUAGAUCUCUAGAAAAGCUACAUUUUUAAAAAAAAAUUAUUUAUUUAUUUUUCCCCUGUCUGUUUUUCCAGCUCAUAACAACAACACCUGCCCCGCCAAAAAAAAACGUCGCGCAAUCUAAUAUUCACCUGGUCCGCUUUUAGCUUUGAUUACAGCAUGCGUUCAUUACAGCGUGGCAUUGUUUCGAUGAUCUUGUGCAAUGUUGCAACAUUAAUUUCAGUCCAAAGUU